Messenger RNA from Alternaria rosae, 1106 nucleotides. RefSeq names its product Peroxidase, family 2-domain-containing protein. Gene Ontology annotation, molecular function: peroxidase activity. The coding region runs from base 112 to 1020 and encodes 302 amino acids. Lineage: Eukaryota; Fungi; Ascomycota; Dothideomycetes; Pleosporales; Pleosporaceae. The record is from RefSeq and is a predicted model, not a curated record. The transcript has 2 exons.
AUCUUUUCUAUCGCAUCCCGCUUCCAACUUUCUACAUUCGUAUUCUUUGUCACCGUCUCGGCUUCUCUUCGGUGGAAAAGAAGACAACGUCUAUAUCCCCUUUUUGCAACCAUGCGCUCUACACUCGCACUCACACUGCUGGCCGCCGUAGUAUCAGCAGAGGGCCUUCUCGACCUCCCUCUCGACAUAGGCGCCUUACUCUCCUCGCUCAGUCCCGCACCCGCAAGCGAUCCUCGGUGGACAGACUGGCAUCCAGCCGGCAGCGGCGAUGUACGCUCGCCCUGCCCGGGCCUAAACGCCCUCGCAAAUCACAACUUCAUCCACCGCUCCGGGCGCAACAUGACCAUCCCGCACCUAAUCUCCGGGCUCGCCGCCGGCCUCAACAUGGGCGCCGACUUCUCCGUCGUAGUCGGCGGCGCUGGCCUGCUUGCCUCUCCCAACCCACUAGCCGGCUCCUUCGACCUCGACGACUUGAACAUGCACAAUUUCCCCAUCGAGCACGACGCAAGCAUGUCGCGCCAGGACGCCGCACUGGGGAACCCGCAGCCGUUUUACAACCCAAACUGGCAGCAAUACAUCUCUUUCUUCAGUGGCAAGGAACGCACAGAUGUCUUGACGGCAUCCAAGGCCAAGUUCGCAAGGACUACCGAUAGUAAAGCCAAGAACCCGUCGUUUACGUAUGGCUUGCGCGAAGCCAUUUUCAGUUAUGGCGAGAAUGCGAUUUACCUGCAGACAAUGUCUGAUCCCGUAUCUGGCAAGGCGAAAAUCGAGUAUGUGAGGAGUUUGUUUGAGCAAGAGAAACUGCCGUUUGAACUUGGGUGGAGGCCCAGCGUGCUUCCCGUUACCCUGCCGAGUAUUGGGGUUAUGGUUGCCGAGUUGUUUGCUGUGGGGCCGGAGCCCGUCCCGGAAGGGGCCAAGAUACUUGCGGACUCGUACAAAGAUGCGCUGUUUGCUGUGGUUGGAGGGUCGAAUAUCCUGGGUAAUCUCACGGGUGGCAUUAGUGAGGCGUUGGGCUUGUAGAAUAGGUCACAUUGGUGUUGGAGAGUAGGCUGCAAAUGACCAUUCCAUCUUCGAUCAUGCGAUUUCGUGCGCCUGAUCCCUUGCCC